AUGAAGAUUACAGAGAAAUUGCAAAAAAAUCAUAAUAAUUUGAAUGGAUCAUCGCAUCCUACUUUUUCAUUUGAAUAUUUUGUUCCUAAGACAGAUCAAGGUGUUCAAAACCUUUAUGAUCGUAUUGAUAAGAUGUAUCAAAACUCCCUACCACAAUUUAUUGAUAUUACUUGGAAUGCAUCAGGUAGUAUAACCAACAUAUCGACUAAUGAGUUAGUAUCGAAUACUCAAUCUGUAUUAGGCUUAGAAACAUGUAUGCAUCUAACAUGCACCAAUAUGGAUGUAUCCUUGAUUGAUAAUGCAUUAAAAUAUGCUUAUGAGUCUGGUUGCCAGAAUAUAUUAGCAUUAAGGGGUGAUCCUCCAUCCACAGAAUGUACCAAAAAAGAAGGUAGUAAUGCAAAUAUCGAUGAUGAUACAGAGGUAAAACAAUGUUUUAAAUAUGCCAAGGAUCUUGUGAAAUACAUUCGUGUGAGAUAUGGAGAUUAUUUUGAUAUAGGUGUUGCCGGUUAUCCUGAAGGUCAUCCAGAGAAUAUGGCCAAGAAGAAAAAACAAUCAAAUCAUCGAACUGGUAAUAUCAAUAAUAAUAGUAGUGAUGCAGAGAUGCUGGAUGAAGAAAUGGUAGAAGAUGAUAGUGGAGAAGAUCCAGAAGAAGAAUUAUUAUUACAUUUGAAGGAAAAAGUCGAUGCCGGGGCAAAUUUUAUAAUUACUCAAAUGUUUUAUGAUGCAGAUAAUUUUAUCGAUUGGUGUCAUAAAGUGUAUGACAUCGGUAUUCAUAUCCCAAUUUUCCCCGGUAUUAUGCCCAUCACCACAUAUAGUGCCUUUUUAAGAAGAUCAGAUUGGUGUCAAAUCAAGAUCCCACAAGAAUUUCUAGAUGUAUUAGAGCCAAUCAAGGAAAAUGAUCAGUUGGUUCGUAAAGUCGGUGUUGAUUUAAUUGCUGGCCUCUGUCAAAGGAUUUUGAAAGCUGGAGUAGUAAAUCAUUUACAUCUUUAUACAAUGAAUUUGGAAUCUCCUAGUAUCAUGUUAUUAAGUAAAUUGAAUUUAUUACCCACGGAGGAAGAUACUUAUAUCGAUAAUAAAGCUAUUGCUAAUGAUGUGGUAUCCAAUGGCAAUGAAUUAAAUAUCUAUCCAUGGAGAAAAUCAUUAAACCCCAAGAGAAAAAACGAACAAGUACGUCCUAUUUUCUGGAAAUCAAGAUUAUAUUCAUACAUUGCUCGUACAUCUAAUUGGCAAAAUGAUGAAUUCCCCAAUGGUAGAUUUGGUGAUUCAUCCUCACCUGCAUUUGGGGAUUUGGAUCUUUGUGGAUCUAAACUAAUUAGACAAUCUAAUAAGAAAUCCAUCGAGUUAUGGUCCAAGCCUGUUAGUAUAGAUGAUAUUGGGAAAUUAGUCAAUAAUUAUUUAACUGGUAAACUCAGUUGUCUACCAUGGUCAGACAUUCCUGUUAAUAAGGAAAUUGAAGGGAUCCUGGGACAUUUGACUGAAUUGAAUAAUAAAAAUAUUAUUACUAUCAACAGUCAACCUAAAGUGAAUGGUAUCAAAUCUAACAAUAAAAUCUUUGGUUGGGGUCCCACAGAUGGUUAUAUCUACCAAAAACAAUAUCUGGAAUUUUUAUUACCAAGAAACAAAAUUGCUAAAUUAAGUGAAGAAUUGAAUUGUAAACAGAGAAACCCACAUUGUAUUCUCACAUAUUUUUCAGUAGAUAAUUUUGGUAAAUUAGCUACUAAUCAACCAGAUAUUCAAUCUUCCACUAAUGUGACUACAAAAUCAAAUUGUGUCACCUGGGGGGUAUUCCCGGGAAGAGAAAUUCUACAACCUACCAUUGUGGAAAAGUAUUCCUUCUUGGCGUGGAAAGAAGAAUUUUACAAGAUCUUGGAAGAAUGGAAAUUGAAAUUGUACCAAGCAGAAGCUCUCGAAAGUGUUUCAUUGUUACAACAUUUAAUUGACGAUUACGUCUUGAUCAAUAUUGUCGACAACGACUUCGUUGAUCCAGAGGAUAAGAUCUUCAAAUUGCUGAUAUCCUUAUAG
Molecule: messenger RNA, 2022 nt
Organism: Henningerozyma blattae CBS 6284
Lineage: Eukaryota; Fungi; Ascomycota; Saccharomycetes; Saccharomycetales; Saccharomycetaceae
Gene: MET13
Product: methylenetetrahydrofolate reductase (NAD(P)H) MET13
Exons: 1
Coding region: 1-2022 (673 amino acids)
Biological process (GO): tetrahydrofolate interconversion
Cellular component (GO): cytosol
Molecular function (GO): methylenetetrahydrofolate reductase [NAD(P)H] activity; FAD binding
Source: RefSeq, a predicted model, not a curated record